UAGCCUAUAAAUAUCCAUCUAAAUCAAACAAACAAACACUGACUCUGCUGAUUCAGAAUCCUAAGCGAAGGUAUCUUCUCUUGAGUUUUUUCUCUUCGUUAUUCAGUUUUAAAAGAUAGGACUUGAUUAACGUAUCCCGCUAUUGUAAAUGAUUUUCUACAUUAAUUGCAGCACUACAAGAAUGAAUACAAAGGGACUGCUGAUGUUCGCUAUGCUCCUGUGUGUUGUGAUAUUUACGGACGCUGACUCCCGGAAACCGAAAGUCUUUCUCCAAGACUAUACCAGCUACAAAAAUGUCUGUCGUGAAAUGGAUUGGGAACCAAGAUGCAACAAGCAACCGCCUAAAGGUUAUUUUGGAAAGGUUGUUGCUUUUCAUGCUGUUCUCACUAACGAUCUGCAAAAUGUACCAAAAAACACAAUAUUGAAACUUGGCAGUGUCCAAACAAACGAAGGAGGAGGAUACAAUCCAACAACAGGUAAAUUCACUGCUCCUACAGACGGCGUCUACUCGUUUUCGUGGACCUACCAUACAAACAAAGGAUCCGUUGCUUACGUGGGUGGAUAUGUGGAUGGUAAACAGACUGUAUAUAUUGGAAUUUACGGUCAGGCAAGUACCUGGAAGAGCACGUCAGGCCACCUCGUCGUUAAACUAACAAAAGGGAAACAAUUCUGGAUUCAAGUUACCAUUGGAAAUAUCCAAUGGCUAAGUGGUGGAUACACUUUCCUUUCCGGCUACAAAUUGUCUGGUUGUUAAAACUAUCGGUCAUAAAUCAUAUUGAUAACUA
Molecule: messenger RNA, 785 nt
Organism: Ostrea edulis (European flat oyster)
Lineage: Eukaryota; Metazoa; Mollusca; Bivalvia; Ostreida; Ostreidae
Product: complement C1q tumor necrosis factor-related protein 3-like
Exons: 2
Coding region: 149-754 (201 amino acids)
Molecular function (GO): protein binding
Source: RefSeq, a predicted model, not a curated record